Prorocentrum cordatum is the source of this 360-nucleotide messenger RNA. Lineage: Eukaryota; Dinophyceae; Prorocentrales; Prorocentraceae. The record is from the annotation of a GenBank genome assembly.
AUGCAUCCCGCCGGAGGUUCCGAGUGCUUCAUAUCCACUGUGAUGCUGGACGGGGAGACGAGCCUCAAGGAGCGCAACGCGCCCAGCGUCUUCGAGGCGUUCAGCCGCGAGUGCGGCAACAAGAGCUCCAACUGGAUGACGAUGCAGCAGGCCGAGGAGGAGACGGCGGGGUUCGACCACGCGCCCACCCUGGACAUCGCCGAGAUCGAGCACGGGGCCAGCACUCGCAACUGGGGGGAGCUGGAGCCCGAGAUCCACAGGUACCUGAACAUGAUCAGCAAGGUCGGCGUGUCCCUCAAGCUGGCGUCACCCACGCCCACGCUCCAGGACGGACGUGCGCGGUGGUAUCCACACGCGUAG